AUGAUGUGGUGGUUUCUUCUGAUCGGGCUGGCCUCAGCCGCUGCAACUGCCAGCUCUGCCAGCUCUGCCAGCUUCGAGUCUCGUUGUCAACAUUUUCACAAGGAAAUCCAUCUUCAAAAUGUGCAUGUGCUUUCUACCACUUAUGUCCCCAUCGGAUCCAACAUCCCCAUGGUGUAUAACCCGCCGAUAUGCGGUGGGACCGCUAGCUCAUCGAUCAGCACGAUUCAAUUUUGCCAGGUUGCGCUGAACGUGACCACUUCGGACAAGAGCCAAUUCUUCAUGGAGGCAUGGUUACCUAGCAAUUACACUGGAAGGUUCUUGAGCACAGGGAAUGGAGGGUUGAAUGGCUGCGUAAGUUACGCGGACAUGGUUUAUGCUACUCAGUACGGAUUCGCGACGAUUGGGACCAAUAACGGUCACUUUGGCGACACUGGCCAAUACUUCCUGAACAACCCCGAAGUCAUUGAGGACUUUGCCUACCGCGCCCUGCACACAGGGACAGUGGUGGGGAAAGCACUGACGAAGCUAUUCUAUCCUCAAGGAUACAAGAAUUCAUACUAUCUGGGCUGCUCGACAGGUGGCCGGCAAGGUUGGAAGUCCAUCCAGAGAUUUCCAGACGACUUUGACGGCGUGGUGGCUGGAGCACCGGCCAUCAACUUUGUCAAUCUCUGCAGCUGGGGAUCUCGAUUCCUGAAAAUCACCGGGCCGCCAGGUUCAGAGACAUUCGUGACAAGCGCGCAGUGGUCCGCGGUCCACAAUGAGAUUCUCCGACAAUGCGAUGCUCUCGAUGGCGCCGUCGAUGGAAUCAUCGAGGAUACCGAUCUCUGCCAGCCCGUCUUCGAGACCCUGCUUUGCAAUUCCACGGCUGUGGACAAGACCUCUUGCCUGACGGGUGUGCAGGCCAACACCGUUAACGAGGUGUUCUCCGCCAUGUAUGGCUUGGACGGUAAAUGGCUAUACCCUCGCAUGCAGCCCGGCUCUGAGCUCGCCGCGUCUUUCAUCUACUACAGCGGAAACGGGUUCAAGUACUCAGACGACUGGUACAAAUACGUCGUCUACAACGAUAGCAACUGGGGCCACUCUACCUGGACGCUUGCCGACGCAGCGGCAGCCGCUGCGCAGGAUCCCUUCCAGAUCUCCUCCUUCGACGGGAAUAUCUCCGGUUUCCAAAAGGCAGGCGGCAAGGUUCUGCACUAUCACGGCCUGGAGGAUGCGAUCAUUACCUCGGAUAGCUCCAAGGCGUACUACAAGCAUGUUGCUGAUACCAUGGGUCUCAGUCCCUCGGAGCUGGACCAUUUCUAUCGCUUAUUCCCGAUUAGUGGAAUGGGCCAUUGCUCGCCGGGGACCGGUGCGGCUUCCAUCGGGCAGGGUUCUUCCACCUAUGCCGGCGAUGACCCGCAGGAUAACGUGUUGAUGGCAAUAGUGCAGUGGGUGGAAAAGGGUAUUGCGCCUGAGUAUGUGCGUGGCUCCAAGAUGUCCCGCGAUGGUACGAUAGAUUACCGCCGCAAGCACUGCAAGUAUCCCAAGCGAAAUCGAUACGUGGGGCCUGGCAAGUAUACCGAUGAGAAUGCUUGGAAGUGCGUGUAA
Messenger RNA from Aspergillus fumigatus Af293, 1587 nucleotides. It is a transcript of the gene faeB-1, whose product is annotated as putative feruloyl esterase. Lineage: Eukaryota; Fungi; Ascomycota; Eurotiomycetes; Eurotiales; Aspergillaceae. The record is from RefSeq and is a predicted model, not a curated record.